AGCGGUUAAUUUAAAAACGAGAGUUUACGCUCAAAUAUGUGGAGGAGUUGAGGUAGGCCUUCUUGAGAAGUUCGCUCCAAUUUUCACCACCCGGCUGGUGUAGAAACACACUCUCUCUCUCUCUCUCUCUCUCUCUGUUCAGCCACCAUGCAACACUACUGGAAAAGUAGCAAAUGCUACAGUUACAAUUAAGGAACCACGCCUUUACCGUCCUUUUCUCUGCUUGAAUGACUGUAUUUAUACCAGCAGACCUCGGGCGACUAACCACCUCGACCAACUGUUGCGUCUCUCUCACUCUCUCUCUGUAUUUUAGAGAAACGCAGGCUGAAGGAUUGUUUCUUUCAGUAUUUUAUUAUCGCGAGCGGAGAGCCAGUCGUCGACCCCGGAGCCUGGGGGUCCUGACCAGUAGCUCAGAGCAGACAAGCUGAGGAGAAGCGUCGGUCCAGUCAGUCCCCGCAACCCCCGCUCUGAAACAAGGGACUGCUGCCCUCGUCAACACACCGCAGACAUGGAGUAUUUAAAUAUCUUUUUUUUAUUGUGUUUUUCUUGCAAACAGUUUAUUUCCAAUGCCCACUCAUCUGACAGCAAUCAACAGCCAAUUCCAACAGAGAAGUUGUUGGUUCUAACUGUUGCCACUCAGGAAACCGAUGGUUAUCUCCGAUUCAUACAGUCAGCCAACUACUUCAACUACACUGUCAAGGUGCUGGGCAUGGGGGAGCAGUGGAGGGGUGGGGACGUGGGGCACUCCAUCGGAGGAGGACAGAAGGUGAGACUACUGAAGGAGGCCAUGGAGGGACUGAGGGACCAAGAAGACCUGGUGGUGCUGUCUGUAGACAGUUAUGAUCUUAUCUUUGCCGGGGGACCUGAGGAAAUCCUCAGGAAGUUCCAGGAGGCCAAUCACAAUGUUCUGUUUGCUGCCGAAGGUCUGAUCUGGCCUGAUAAACGCCUACAGGAGAAAUACCCCUCUGUCCGCAGCGGCAAGCGCUUCCUCAACUCAGGAGGCAUCAUCGGUUACGCCCCGUAUGUGAACAAGAUUGUGGAGCAGUGGAACCUUCACGAGAAUGAUGACGAUCAACUAUUCUACACCAAAAUAUACCUGGACUCUUUUCAGAGGGAGACUUUGAACAUUGGUUUGGACCACAAGUCUCAGAUUUUCCAGAAUUUAAAUGGAGCAAUUGACGAGGUUCUCUUGAAGUUUGGAACGAAAAGUGCCCGAGUGAGAAACACUGUGUACGACACCCUGCCAGUGGUCAUCCAUGGCAACGCAAACACCAAAAUGUAUUUAAACUAUCUAGGAAACUACAUCCCCAAUGCCUGGAACUAUGAGAGAGGCUGUGGCGUCUGUGACCACAACAUGGUGGAUUUGUCUCAGCUUAAAGUUACGCUGUGCAAAGCCAUGCAGAGACAUGACUGGGGGCUGUGUCGUAAGGACCCAGGCUGUGACUUCUACCUCAGUAUGGACGCUGACGUGAUGCUCACCAACAGACAGACCCUGAAAAUCCUCAUCGAGCAGAACAGGAAAAUAAUUGGUCCCCUUGUCACUCGUCACGGCAAGCUGUGGUCCAACUUCUGGGGAGCGUUGAGUCUGGACGGUUACUACGCCCGUUCCGAAGACUACAUCGACAUCGUGCAGAGCAAGCGUGUGAGUGUAUGGAACAUUCCCUACAUGGCUCAUAUAUACUUGAUAAAGGGAGAGGUCCUGAGAAACCAGCUGAAGGAGAGGAACCAUUUUGUUUUGGAGAAACUGGAUCCUGACAUGGCUCUGUGCAGACACGCUAGAGAACUGACCAAUCACAGAGAGAAAGACUCCCCCAACCCGGAAACAUUCCAUAUGCUCAGAGUUCCAAAGGGAAUGUUCAUGUACAUUACAAACCGUCAUGAGUUUGGAAGGCUAAUUUCCACAGCUAACUUUAACACGUCACAUUACAACAGUGAUCUGUGGCAAAUAUUUGAGAAUCCAGUGGACUGGAAGGAGAAAUACAUCCACCCCAACUACACACACAUCUUCACAGAGAACUACCUAGAAGAGCCGUGUCCAGAUGUGUUCUGGUUCCCGGUCUUCACGGAGCGGGCCUGCGACGAGCUGGUGGAGGAGAUGGAACACUACGGGUCCUGGUCGGGAGGCAACCACGAGGACAAGCGGAUCACCGGCGGCUAUGAGACCGUGCCGACCGAUGACAUUCACAUGAAGCAGAUCGGUUACGAUAAGGAGUGGCUGCACUUCAUCAGAGAGUUCAUCUCCCCCGUCACUCUCAAAGUCUUCUCCGGUUACUACACCAAGGGCUAUGCAUUGAUGAACUUUGUAGUGAAGUACACCCCUGGCAGGCAGGCUUACCUGAGACCCCAUCAUGACUCCUCCACAUUCACCAUCAACGUUGCUCUCAACAGCAAAGGAACUGACUUCCAGGGUGGUGGCUGUCGGUUCCACAGGUAUAACUGCUCGGUAGAUUCUCCCAGGAAGGGCUGGAGCUUCAUGCACCCAGGCCGUCUGACGCACCUCCAUGAAGGCCUGCCCACCACCAACGGAACACGCUACAUCGCCGUCUCCUUCAUCGACCCUUGAACCUUCACACUCUACACUAGCAUUUUAUUAGUUUUUAUUUUUUGCUGUUUUUGUUUUCGUUGUUGUUUUCGUUGUUAAUUUGAUCUGGGUUUUUUUUUGUCCUAAUGAUGCAGUGCCUUAUUGAUGUUGUCAUCGUGACAUUUUUUGGAUGCAAUUUACCCCCCCCCCCCCCUCCCCAAAAAAAUCAUUUUUUUUUUGUUUUUGUUGAAAAGAACACAAGACUGCAAAGGAUUUGUAGGUAAGGUCAUACCAGAGUCAGCCAAUCACCUUCAUUUGAAACUCUCUGUCAAAUAGAGUGUGGUGCCUAAACACGAUGCCUGUAAUUCACCAUCUGCAUUUCACGUCAAAUAUAGUAGAGCCUUCAUACUUCACAUCACUCAGAGUUUAAUCAUUCUAAUCAAUUUGUCAGUAAUCCCACCCAUAAUCCUAAAAAAUUAGUCAGUAAUCCCAUCCAUAAUCCUGAUCAAUUAGUCAGUAAUCCCACCCAUAAUCCUGAUCGAUUAGUCAGUAAUCCCACCCAUAAUCCUGAUCGAUUAGUCAGUAAUCCCACCGAUAAUCCUGAUCGAUUAGUCUAAUCCCACCGAUAAUCCUCAUCGAUUAGUCAGUAAUCCCACCCAUAAUCCUGAUCAAUUAGUCAGUAAUUUGAUCCAUAAUCCUUAACAAUUAAUCAGUAAUCCCACCCAUAAUCCUGAACAAUUAGUCACUAGUCCCACCCAUAAUCCUAAUCAAUUCAUCAGUAAUCCCACCCAUACUCCUGAUCAAUUUGUCUGUAAUCCCACCCAUAAUCCUGAACAUAUAGUCAGUAAUCCCACCCAUAAUACUAAUCAAUUUGUCAGUAAUUCCACCCAUAAUCCUAAUCAAUUUGUCAGUAAUCCCACCCAUAAUCCUAAUCAAUUAGUCAGUAAUCCCACCCAUAAUCCUAAUCAAUUUGUCAGUAAUCCCACCCAUAAUCCUGAUGAAUUUGUCAGUAAUCCCACCCAUAAUCCUGAUGAAUUUGUCAGUAAUCCCACCCAUAAUCCUGAACAAUUUGUCAGUAACCCACCCAUAAUCCUGGACACUUAUUCACUAGUCCCACCCAUCAUCCUGAUCAAUUUGUCAGUAAUCCCACCCAUAAUCCUGGACAAUUAUUCACUAGUCCCAACCAUAAUCCUAAUCAAUUCAUCAGUAAUCCCACCCAUAAUCCUAAUCAAUUUGUCAGUAUUCCCACCCAUAAUCCUGAUCAAUUUGUCAGUAAUCCCACCGAUAAUCCUAAUCAAUUCAUCAGUAAUCCCACCCAUCAUCCUAAUCAAUUUGUCAGUAAUCCCACCCAUAAUCCUGAUGAAUUUGUCAGUAAUCCCACCCAUAAUCCUGAUGAAUUAGUCAGUAAUCCCACCCAUCAUCCUAAUCAAUUCAUCAGUAAUCCCACCCAUAAUCCUGGACACUUAUUCACUAGUCCCACCCAUAAUCCUGAUGAAUUUGUCAGUAAUCCCACCCAUAAUCCUGAUGAAUUUGUCAGUAAUCCCACCCAUAAUCCUGGACACUUAUUCACUAGUCCCACCCAUAAUCUAAAGGAAAUAUGUGUUAAGGGUUAUUCUGCCAACAGGCAUCUUGUUUUUACCUGUUUUAGCUCAGUUACCUGUUUGUCUGGUUAACCUGUACUUUAAAGGGUAGUUUUAAAACCAUUGUCCAUCCAUGUUCUGUCCACCCAUUUUAAGAGCGUUGGAUUGCAGUUUGUUACCUGAUGUUAAUACGACCGACAUGCCUGAUUAAAUAUAUUUUUUUUGUUUUUUGCACACCAGAUAAAAACAUGAAUUACAGCAGAAUUUAAUAUGAAUUCUGUUUGAAUGAAGUUGGAUAUUGUCAAAAAUGUUUUACUUGAAAUGGUUUUUUUUUUACAUCGCAGGGCAACAUCACAGGAGAUGUUUACUUUCUCUGGAAGUUGUUUGUGAAUGAACUUUGAACCUCAGCCAGUUCAAGUGCUUAACUUAUUGUGAAAUGGAUGGAACCGUAAUAAAAUUUGUAAAAAACCAAA
Molecule: messenger RNA, 4574 nt
Organism: Salvelinus fontinalis (brook trout)
Lineage: Eukaryota; Metazoa; Chordata; Actinopteri; Salmoniformes; Salmonidae
Product: procollagen-lysine,2-oxoglutarate 5-dioxygenase 2-like
Exons: 19
Coding region: 509-2563 (684 amino acids)
Biological process (GO): peptidyl-lysine hydroxylation
Cellular component (GO): endoplasmic reticulum
Molecular function (GO): procollagen-lysine 5-dioxygenase activity; L-ascorbic acid binding; iron ion binding
Source: RefSeq, a predicted model, not a curated record